AUAGCCGCACGGUGCGCUGUCGCGUGCCGAAUCGCUUGUGCCGUCGUGCGGUUUCGUCUCAUCUCCCUUUUUCGCCGCACGCCUUGGCCCUUUUCCAGUAGAAGAAGCGUCGAAGGGGACGCGCACAUGCGCCGGCGUGGCAGAGACUGACCCGGCCCCAAGGCCGAUCAGGGGAAGGGCGGCCGCCCCUGCCUCCCGGGGCCAGGGGGCUGAGCUCCCCGCCUCGUCUCGGCCUGGCCUGGUUCGCCCUCGCUCCGACGCGUGGUGGACGCAACCAGUGCGCGACGCCCCCGGCUCCUGGUCCGUUCCGCAGUUCCGCACCCCGCUUCGACCAACCAAUCGCCGCCGCGUCGCGUCGCGUCGCCUCCUUUUUUUUCCCCGCCCUCCCGGACGGCGGCCUCGUUCGCCAGAAGAAACCCAGGCUGCAGCCGAAAUCCUCAAGUCUCCGUCGUCUGACCCCACCUCGACGGCCCAGAUCCACUCGCCCUCGCCGCCCUCGUGCCCCUCAGUCCCUCACUCCCUCGCCUCCUCAGCGGCGAAGACAGCUGCGAACGGGGCCAUUUUUAGGCGGGAGCGCGGGCGGCGGUGCUAGCAGAUUGGUUGGUUUGAGUGGUUGGGCCGGCUCUUCGAAACGCCCCGCGGCGGCGAUGGGAUGCUUCCAUUCCACGGCCAAGCGGCAGCAUCCUGGCUACGAGGACCCCGUGGACCUCGCCUCCCAGACCUCCUUGUUAGUGAGGUUGAGGCUCUAUUCGAGCUGUUCAAGAGCAUAAGUGGUUCAGUGAUUGACGAUGGCCUGAUCAACAAGGAAGAAUUCCAGUUAGCAUUAUUUAAGAAUCAGAGGAAAGAAAAUCUUUUCGCUAAUCGGAUAUUUGACCUUUUCGAUGUCAAGAAAAGGGGUGCCAUUGAUUUUGGUGACUUUGUCCGAGCUCUAAAUGUGUUUCAUCCAAAUAUCCCAAUGGAUGAAAAAAUUGAUUUCUCGUUCAAGCUAUAUGAUAUGGAUAGCACAGGGUUUAUUGAACGGAAGGAGGUUAAGCAGAUGUUAAUUGCUCUUCUAGGAGAAUCAGAAAUGAGGCUAUCUGAUGAUAUCAUUGAGACAAUCCUGGAUAAGACAUUCUCUGAUGCUGAUGCAAAUCAGGAUGGGAAAAUAGAUAGAACAGAGUGGGAGAAUUUUGUCACAAGAAAUCCUUCCUUGAUGAAGAUAAUGACUCUGCCAUACCUCAAGGACAUCACAACAACAUUCCCCAGCUUUGUGUUUAACUCUGAAGUCGAUGAUCUCGUCACGUGACCACGAUUUUCUCUCCGAUGUAUAGUUAACAAGGAGAACCUGUCGAGGGUUACGACUGGAGAUUUCUAGCCUCUGGCAUUAUGAAUGGAGGGUAUAUUCAUGCGGCUACCAGGAAGGGUGCGUCAAAAUUGUCUGCCACAGAUGUACUUGACGAGCUGUAGUUUUUACUCGGUGAUAAUGUUGAUGCUUUUGUGUUGGUGAUGAUUGGGACUUGAGUUAGUAUGCUGAGAUGAACAUUUUUCAUUUUUACCAGUGGGAAGUCUCUAUUUUGUUUGUGAAACUGCGACGUGCGUGUCUGUACUGAUCAAAUAUGAUUCUUGUCAAAGUAGUACUGCAUUCUACUAUUUUAGCGUAAAAUAAACCUCGAAGUCCCAAAACUUGCAUCA
Zea mays is the source of this 1671-nucleotide messenger RNA. RefSeq names its product calcineurin B-like protein 9. The coding region runs from base 653 to 1285 and encodes 210 amino acids. The transcript is spliced from 8 exons. NCBI's taxonomy places the organism in Eukaryota, Viridiplantae, Streptophyta, Magnoliopsida, Poales, Poaceae. Gene Ontology annotation, molecular function: calcium ion binding; kinase binding. Gene Ontology annotation, biological process: calcium-mediated signaling. The record is from RefSeq and is a predicted model, not a curated record.